Molecule: messenger RNA, 675 nt
Organism: Fusarium mangiferae
Lineage: Eukaryota; Fungi; Ascomycota; Sordariomycetes; Hypocreales; Nectriaceae
Exons: 1
Coding region: 1-675 (224 amino acids)
Source: RefSeq, a predicted model, not a curated record
AUGUUGAAACAUGGCGCGGAGGAAUUGCUUGCCGCAAAGCGACGAUUGGAACAGGCUCGAAGACGAUCGCAUCUCAUUGUGCAAUUUGUUCGGGCCACAUUCGACUACGAUGAAGCGAAGAGAGAUGCUGCUCGUCACCGCGUCCUUGUGCAAUGGGUUCUGGAUCAGGUUCGCCUGGUUGAGGGUGAGAUCAGCUCGUCAGAAGCAAAUAGGUCCGGGUCUGAUGGAAAGAGGACAACGAAGAAGAGGCGAACUACCGACGAAGAGUCCCCAGAGAGACAAAGCCCGAAAAAGGUGAGAUUUAACGUUCGAGGACCGAGAGUGGCAAACGAAAGGGCCCCGUCAAAUGCCACAAAAACGCAGGCAGAACUCGAGCAUCCUGUCGCUGGUGGUUUGCACCUGAACAAUGUUCAGACAAGUCCUGAAGGACUUCGUCGCAGCGCACGUAUUGCGGCGUGCCGAAACGCUUCCACGACAACCUUUGAGUCCGACACUUCCCCACCAAUAUUACGCUCAAGGUUGGGAGAAACGCCUGCACCGUCGCCGAAGCCUCAUCCGCCGAUUGAGGAUACGAAAGCUCACACGGUGAGGAGACAAUCGCGUUGCAGCAGUCAAUGUGGUAUGGGUAAACCCUCACGGAAGUUGCGGGGACGUCGGCAGCGAAGACAUGGCUGA